Messenger RNA from Uloborus diversus, 1207 nucleotides. RefSeq names its product heterogeneous nuclear ribonucleoprotein A1, A2/B1 homolog. Lineage: Eukaryota; Metazoa; Arthropoda; Arachnida; Araneae; Uloboridae. The record is from RefSeq and is a predicted model, not a curated record. Gene Ontology annotation, molecular function: RNA binding. Bases 147 to 1022 code for a protein of 291 amino acids. The transcript is spliced from 8 exons.
UUCAAGCUUCCGGUCUGCGCCUCUCCGAUCGCUGUUCUAGGUUCCUUUUAAAUUUUCGUCUUUUUAAGUUUAAGCAACUUUUACAGCUUAAAUUGUUUUCCAGAUUUUUUAAAACUUUUAAUCAUUGAAUAUAUAAGAGUUCCACCAUGAGUUCUGAUCAUGAAAGUGAACCUGAACAGUUCCGAAAGCUCUUUAUUGGUGGUUUAAAUUACAAAACAACUGAAGAAUCUCUCAAAUCCCAUUUUGAAAAAUGGGGAGAAAUAGUAGAUUGUGUAGUAAUGCGAGAUCCCCACACACGAAGAUCUCGUGGCUUUGGCUUUGUAACCUUCAAGAGAGCCCAUAUGGUUGAUGAUGCUCAGGCAGCUAGGCCUCAUGAAGUUGAUGGACGUGAAGUAGAACCUAAGAGAGCUGUUCCAAGAGAGGAUUCUGGUAAGCCUGAAGCUCAAAUAACUGUUAAGAAAUUAUUUGUUGGAGCUUUAAAAGAUGAUGUAAAAGAAAAUGAUUUAAAAGAUUACUUCAGUGCUUAUGGAAAUGUUGUAAAUGUCAGCAUUGUGACUGAUAAAGCCACAGGAAAAGUAAGAGGAUUUGCUUUUGUUGAGUUUGAUGACUACGAUCCUGUUGAUAAAGUUGUGCUGAGGAAACAUACUAUCAAUGGCAAAAAAGCUGAAGUUAAGAAAGCAUUAUCUCGACAAGAAAUGGAUAAUAUUAAAAGGAGCAAGGAGAUGAAGUCUUUUGGACGAGGUGGAAGUGGAGGAAGUUAUGGUGGUGGCGGCUAUGGUGGAGAUGGCUAUGGAUAUGGUGGCCCAAGUGCCUGGGGUGAUGGAGGUGGAUAUGGUAACGGCUAUGGUGAUUCUGGCUAUGGAUCAGGUGGAGGUGGUGGUUGGGGAGGAGAUUAUGGAUCAAGCUAUGGAGGUGGCCCUGUAAGAGGUGGAGGGUAUUCUCAGAGAAGUCAAGGUCCGUAUGGAGGUGGGGGUUAUUCUAGUGGGAGAAGUAGUGGUGGAUAUGGUGGUUACGGACGAUAACUUGAUUCCUUCAGUCUUGGGGAUGUUUUAAACUGUCAUAGCCAGCUCCCGCAGUAUAAGCCAAUACACACUAGGUGAUAGCUGUUAGAAGACAGGUCGUGAAAGAAUUGAAGUGAUAGUUUGAGGAGCACAGGAUUGAGGCAUCAGCUAGGUCAGCUUUAGCUCAUCAGUACCAGAUGCAGAGA